AGGAAUGUCGUCAAAGAGGAGGGCGGUGCUCAAAUGAGAACCAAGAGUUUUUGUGCAAACACAACAACCUUAAAAAGAAGAAAGAAAAUCCAACAAACACGGUGAUAAUAUCUGCACUAGAUUCAAGAUCUUUUCAUGGUCUAAAACUGAGAAUUAUAUGGAUCUGGAAGCCUUUAUUAAAAAUCAUGAAGCUCUUGCUCCAAAAAGGUACUCUUAUUCGAGUGUGAGAAAGAUGACCAACUCUUUCAAAGUCAAAAUCGGCGAAGGAGGUUAUGGUUCCGUGUAUCAAGGGGAAUUACCAAGUGGUAACGGUGUAGCUGUCAAAGUUUUGAAUGAACUAAAAGGUAACGGGGAAGAUUUAGUUAAUGAGCUCGCAAGCAUUAGCAAGACUUCUCAUGUUAACAUAGUAAAUCUAUUGGGAUUCUGUUUUGAGGGUCGUCACAGAGCUCUGAUUUAUGAGUAUAUGCCUAAUGGAUCCCUCGAGAAAUUUAUUUAUAAUCAAAGUUCUGUAAUAGGUAGGCAACUAGAAUGGGAAAAGUUGUAUGAAAUUGCAGUCGGGAUCGGUAGAGGACUAGAGUACUUGCAUCGUGGUUGUAACACUCAAAUUCUGCAUUUUGACAUAAAACCCCAUAAUAUUCUUUUAGAUCAAGAUCUAUGUCCUAAGAUAUCUGAUUUUGGGCUCGCUAAGCUAUGUCCUGAGAAAAGAAGUGUCGUAUCUAUGUCAGGUAUGAGGGGGACACCAGGGUAUAUUGCACCAGAAGUAUUUUCUAGAAACUUUGGAGGGGUAUCUCACAAGUCAGACGUGUACAGCUACGGGAUGAUGGUGUUGGAAAUCGUUGGAGGCCGGAGGAAUGUUGUGGUUCAUGAUGAUGAUGAUGAUGCCACCGACUUCCCCCAUUGGAUAUAUAAACAAUUGGUGUCAAACAAAAAUCUUGGAUUAAGUGGUGUGCUAGAUGAGGUUAAAGAACGAGUAAUGAAGAUGAUUAUUGUAAGUUUAUGGUGCAUACAAAGUGAUCCUUCAAGCAGACCAUCAAUGAGUAAGGUGCUGGAAAUGUUAGAAGGGAGUUUAAAGUCCUUAGAAAUUCCUCCAAAACCUUUCUUGUUUUCCAGUCCAAGAUUAGCUUUGCACUCCUGAAUAGAAUAAUUUUAUGGUUUCUAUCUAUAAUAUGAUCACAGUGUAAUCAGUUUUCUAGGUUAAAAUUGUAAAGGAUGAAUUCACGAAAAUGUGAUGCAGGCCUGGUAACUUGACCCGUGACCCGACCGGUGAGAAGACCAAAUGGAAAACAAGUAUAGGGGUCAUUAUCUAUGAUUUAAUAUUCCAAGUUAUUUAUUAAUUUUAUUGGUACUUUAUUUGGUUCCUUUUUAUCCAUUUAUUUCAUUACCUAUUUUAGUGGUUCUAGACUUCUAGGAUCUAUAUAUAGGGGUUUUGGUUAUUGGAUUGUCGAUUGAUUUGUUCUAGUUAAAUAACUUGUGUUCUUAGAA
Erigeron canadensis is the source of this 1482-nucleotide messenger RNA. Its product is annotated as PR5-like receptor kinase. The record is from RefSeq and is a predicted model, not a curated record. Lineage: Eukaryota; Viridiplantae; Streptophyta; Magnoliopsida; Asterales; Asteraceae. The transcript is spliced from 3 exons. The coding region runs from base 158 to 1135 and encodes 325 amino acids. Gene Ontology annotation, molecular function: protein kinase activity; ATP binding. Gene Ontology annotation, biological process: protein phosphorylation.